Messenger RNA from Ricinus communis (castor bean), 1588 nucleotides. Its product is annotated as E3 ubiquitin-protein ligase PUB23. The record is from RefSeq and is a predicted model, not a curated record. Gene Ontology annotation, molecular function: ubiquitin protein ligase activity. The transcript has a single exon. The annotation marks the transcript as partial. NCBI's taxonomy places the organism in Eukaryota, Viridiplantae, Streptophyta, Magnoliopsida, Malpighiales, Euphorbiaceae. Gene Ontology annotation, biological process: protein ubiquitination.
CAGACUACAAACCUUUAUUUUCUUCUUUGGUGCUUUCUUGUAUCUCUAUAUCCUUUUAAGAUUCUAUAUCCUUUUAAGAUUGACCUUGUUCUUGUGGCAACAGUUCCCCUAUCUUUUAUUCAAGUAAGUCUUGUUCUAAUAUUCUUAAUUUUCUUUUCCCAUUUUAGCUGCUUAGCCUAUAAUAAUCCAGUAAAAUUAUUAGUCUUAGGCUGGUUCUUUUUCUGGGUGCUUAAAUUCUUAAAUUUGUUUUGUUUGUUAAUAAUGGAAAUCGAUAUUCCUUGCCAUUUCCUUUGCCCGAUUUCUCUGCAACUAAUGAGAGAUCCAGUUACUGUCUCAACUGGGAUCACCUACGAUAGAGAGAAUAUAGAGAGAUGGUUAUUUGCUUGCAAGAACAACACUUGCCCUGUCACAAAGCAAGUCAUUUUAAAUGACGAGGAUCUGACCCCAAAUCACACUCUUCGCCGCUUGAUCCAAGCAUGGUGCACGCUCAAUGCCUCUCAUGGAAUCGAGCGAAUCCCAACUCCGAAACCACCAAUUGACAAGACCCAGAUUGCAGAACUUCUCAAUGAUUGCAAUACAUUCCCACACCUGCAGCUCAAAUAUCUCAGAAGGAUUAGAUCGAUCACUCUUGAAAGUGAAAGGAACAGAAGUUUUCUUGAGGCUGCCGGUGCAGUUGAUAUCUUGGCUUCAAUAGUAGUGAAUGAUAAUUCUACUUCGGUUGAGAUUUCUAUAGAUGAUGACCCUGAGUUUACAAGAGCAAGUGAUGAGGCUUUGAGUAUUCUUUAUCUUCUCAAAAUCUCAGACAGCAAAUUGAAGAAUCUCAUAGCCAAAGAUAGAGGUGUGUUUGUGGAGUCAUUGAUACAGAUUCUGAAACAUAGUAACUAUCAAUCAAGAGCUUAUUCAACAAUGUUGCUGAAGUCCAUUUUCGAAGUGGCCGAUCCAAUCCAGUUGAUUACUAUUAGACCAGAAAUAUUGACAGAAGUAGUGCAUGUAUUGCGGGAUCAGAUCUCACAACAAACAUCAAAGGCAGCAUUGAAGCUGCUUGUAGAGGUUUGUCCAUGGGGAAGAAAUCGAAUCAAAGCAGUAGAAGGCGGUGCAGUUACAGUUCUCAUAGAGCUACUCCUAGAAACAUCAGACAGGAGAUCAUGUGAGCUUACUCUAAUAAUUUUAGAUCUGCUUUGUGGGUGUGCUGAGGGACGAGCAGAGUUGUUGAAGCAUGGAGCAGGGCUUGCAAUCGUUUCAAAGAAAAUACUUAGGGUUUCUCAUGUGGCAAGCGACAGGGCUGUCAGAAUUUUGUGUUCAAUUUGCAGGUUUUCUGCAACUCCCAGAGUUCUUCAGGAAAUGUUGCAAGUUGGUGUAGUGGCAAAGCUGUGUUUGGUGCUGCAAGUGGAUAGUGGUUGCAAGAGUAAGGAGAGAGCUAGAGAGAUCCUCAGGUUGCAUUCCAGGGUAUGGAAGAAUUCUCCUUGUGUUCCUGCUUAUUUGAUGUCUUGCUAUCCAUCUUCCUGAAUUAAGAAAUUCUUUUGUAUAUAAUUCAGAAAGGGACAGAAGUUGCAGACCUCGUGAAAUACAAAGUUCAAUUACAUUACCA